ACGAUGAAGCACAGAUGACCAAUGAAGCACAGAUGACCGAUGAUAAAAGGCAGCAAAAACUCAAAAAACAUCGUGAAGCCUAUCAACAAAAGAAAGAAAAAAUAGCAGAGCUCAAUGCACAGAUGACUGAUGGAGAAAAGCAGGAAAAACUCAAAAGACGUCGUGAAGCCUAUCAACAAAAGAAAGAAAAGAUAUGUGCACAGCAUAGGCAGAUAUAUGCAAAUAUGCAGUCAGACCAAAAGAAAGCUAGAAUAGAACAUAUAAAUGAAUUGAAGCGCAAUACAGCAAACAAAGACUCAAUUGCGAUGCAAAACCCUGCAUAUAGCUCAACUGAACAAGAAGUUAGUAUUUCUACCCCUUCUGUAAAUCACAGAAAGCAUGUCACGCCAGGAGAAAGACAAACAUUGCUGCACCGCCGUAACAAACAAUUCACGACAAGACGGAGGAAAAAUGUUUCAGUAUCAUCAGAAGAAGAUGCAUCCAUGACGGAAACCGGCAACAAUGACACAGAGCCUCUACAUCAACCACAAGUAAUGAUUUACGACAUCCCCUCAUCAAUGUUUCCAAGCAUGAAAGAAGCAGAUACCCCAACACAGACAUUAUACAAUGGCGAUCACAAUAAGGUGGCUUUAUGGCCAGACAUCCCCUCUUCAAUGUCUCCUACAAUCAAAGAAGUAGAUGCACGAAUAGAAUCAUUCUGCAAUGAUGUUCGCGCAAAUAAUAAAGUCAUGUGUGAGAAAGACGCAGCCAUCCAAGAAGCGGACGCACCAACACAAUCAAUCCACAACGAGGAUCAUGGUAAUGACGAAGUCAUAUUUGAAGAUACAAACGAGGACGAAUACAUGUUCUCUGGUGAAGAAUGGGGCAGAGAAGUGGAAGUUGAAAUCAGAGAAGACGAAGAAAUUCACAACCCUGAUCCGUAUGAUUUUGUCUACAGCAACAUACCAAAAAAUACACAUGUGCUCAAACCGGAAGAAAAUUGCAGAUUAUGUCAUGCAAAAAAAUUCAAGUACGAGACUAAGGGGUUAUGCUGCAGAAAAGGACAGAUACUAGCCAGUCUAGAUACACCACCUGAACUCAUGAGACUUUGGACAAGCAACGACUGAUGCAAGACAUUUUCGAAAAAAUAUAAGAUUUUUCAAUGGACACUUCUCAUUUACUACUCUAUACUGUCACCUUGACAGAGACACAACUGACAUGCGAACAGCUGGUAUUUACACCUUUCGAGCUCAUGGUCAGAUCUAUCACAACAUACAUUCAUUUGGUAAUAGUCACUCAGAUCCAAAGCAUUUGGAGCUAUACUUCUACGACGAUGAUCCAAGCUUAGAGCAUCGAUAUCGUCGUUGCCGCGAGGAAAUGUACGAGCAAGACAAGCAUGUGAUUGGAAUAAUAACUGACAUCCUACGCGGUAACCCGUACUCUCAACAGUUUAGGAGUUUGGGACAAGCCCAAAACCUUGAGGACUACAGAGUCAUCUUGAACCUUGACCAAAGAUUGGACCAGAGAACAUACAACGCACCAAUCAAUUCGGAGGUAGCUGCAGUGUGGAUUGAAGGAAAUAAAAGAAGAGAUACUUAUGACAGGAGUGUAAUACUACAUGGGAACAACAACCGAUCAUAUUACGGGUGCUAUGAUCCAUUGUCGUAUCCUCUAUUCUUUCCAAGAGCUGAACUGGGUUGGCAUAGGAAAAUCCCAAAGAAGAAUACACAAGAGGAAUAUAUUGGUGCUGAUAAUAUCAAUAAUGACGACGACCCAGAUUUGGUUAACGAGUUGUGGGUAACCAUGAAAGAAUACUACUGCUAUAAAUUCCAUACACGACCAAGCAUAUUCAACCCAAUAUUGCAUGGCGGACGGCUUUUCCAACAGUUUGCUGUAGAUACAUACAUCAAGAUUGAAAGCUCCAGACAGCUAUGGCUUUAGUUAGAAAAUAUGGAGAUCUUGAUUCUGUUCUGUUCUCCGGCUUGAAUGCUGUCUAGAAGGCCUUGGUAUAGAUAAACUUCGUCGAUAUCUGGAUGCUAUGGCUUUAGUUAGAAAAUAUGGAAAGCCAGACAUAUUCUUAACAAUGACCUGCAACCCCAAUUGGGAAGAGAUCACACGUGAACUAGAGUUUGGACAAACACCACAAGAUCGCCCAGACAUUGUCGUUCGUGUUUUCAGGGCGAAGCUAGAAGAAAUGAAGAAGCAACUAUUUGA
Triticum dicoccoides is the source of this 2193-nucleotide messenger RNA. RefSeq lists its product as uncharacterized. Lineage: Eukaryota; Viridiplantae; Streptophyta; Magnoliopsida; Poales; Poaceae. The coding region runs from base 15 to 1106 and encodes 363 amino acids. The record is from RefSeq and is a predicted model, not a curated record. The transcript is spliced from 6 exons.